UCUGCGUUGAAUAAGCGUGGAAAUCAGAGCUGCGAAUGCUUUUAAUGGAUUAUAAUUUGAGUUGACAGAGGAAUUUAACCUUUGCACUUAAUUAACAUAUCCCCCAUGUAAGACUUCAAGUCCCAUAAUUCAUUGCGCCACUCGCUUGCGGAUGGUAAACAACAUGGCGGUGACACCGGCACGAAGUUCAUCUUUGCAGGAUUUGAGUGUGUGGGCGGACCGGACUGCCCUCCACGAAGCCGCAUCUCAGGGGAGGGCUUUACAGCUAAUCCGGCUGAUAGAGAGUGAAGCGUCAGUCAACAUAGUGACCGUGGACAACAUCACCCCGCUCCACGAAGCUUGUCUCCAAGCUCACCCGCAUUGUGCCCGCCUGCUCCUGGAAGCUGGAGCCCAGGUGGAUGUGCGGAAUAUCCAUGGCAGCACUCCCCUUUGCCACGCCUGCUUUUCCGGUAGUUUGGAGUGCGUCAAGCUCCUUUUGCGAUACGGAGCCCAAAUCAACCCAUCACUCACCGCUUUGACAGCAUCCCCCCUCCAUGAGGCUUGCAUCCAAGGAAAUCCUGAGAUACUGAGGCUGCUGAUUGCUAGUGGUGCCCAACUGGAGGCGUACGAUGUCCAUUUUGGCCCACCGCUGCACAUUGCGUGUGCAAAAGCGAAUGUGGAAUGUGUCAAGGAGCUUCUGCUCGCAGGUGCCGACGUGAAUUCCAGCAAGUUCCACGAGACAGCCUUGCACCACGCUGCUCGACUGGACACGCCGGAUGUGUUGGAGUUGCUGGUGGAGUUCGGAGCCAACGUGUACUCUCUCGACAACUUCGGACGUAAACCCGGCGACUACUCGACACCUGCGUCGCCGUCCUAUGCCCGUCUCAGGUUUUACGAAAGAAAUCCGCUGAGCCUUCAGCAUCUUUGUAGAAUCACCGUGAGGAGGGCUCUUGGUACCUCUGCCUCGGUGGUCAUAGGUUUGCUGGGCGUAGCUCGUUCCAUUCAGAGCUAUCUCCAGUUUUGCAAUCACCCCGCAUCACUAGAGUUCCAUAUGGAUGUUUGAUUAAAUAUACCAAUGUACACCGAACACCUACUUUUUGUGAUGGUGAAGGAUCGAGUCCAGCAUAAAUAGUGAAAAUGUGAAUUUUUUUUGUUUUUGUUUGUGGCUAUUCCUCGCAAAUGGCAGGUGUUCGCUUUGUGUAUGAUUUGGUAUGUCAAUUAUUGUCAAUCCAGUAAAUUAUCCUGAAAGUUU
Molecule: messenger RNA, 1231 nt
Organism: Syngnathus typhle (broad-nosed pipefish)
Lineage: Eukaryota; Metazoa; Chordata; Actinopteri; Syngnathiformes; Syngnathidae
Gene: asb13a.1
Product: ankyrin repeat and SOCS box containing 13a, tandem duplicate 1
Exons: 6
Coding region: 152-1042 (296 amino acids)
Biological process (GO): protein ubiquitination; intracellular signal transduction; positive regulation of protein catabolic process
Molecular function (GO): protein binding
Source: RefSeq, a predicted model, not a curated record